UACAAAGUCUCUAUUCCUAUAAUUUCCCACCCCACACCCUUAUUUUCUUAUCUAUAUAAUAUCUAUUCACAACAUAUUGCAAGUUGCAGCAAACCCCUUCAACAUUUUUCACCCUCAGAAUUCAUAUCAUGAGUUUUCAUGAUACAUCAAACACGGGGCUUGGACUUGGUCUUGGUCUUGGACUUGUUAGCUUCCAUGAUCAAUCAGAGAAUUGCAUGAAGAGUACUAAUGAUCCCUUGAGAGAAAUCCAUAAGAUAAAAAAGGUGGAGAAUCCAUCAAAAUGUAACAGCACAUACCCUUCACUUACAUUAGGACCACCAGAUGAUGAUGAUGAUGAUGAUGAUGAAGUGAAUAAUCAACCACCAAGUUCAAAAACUGAGUCCUAUGAAUAUUUUCGUCCCCAUGUUUCUUCUCCUAGUGCGGUGUCUUCAUUUUCCAACUAUUCUAGCAUCAAGAGGGAAAGAGAUCAGGUUUUGUGGGAAAAAGAAUUUGAGGUAGAGGUAGAGAAAGUUCCAACAAGGGUUGGUGAUGUUGACGAAGAUGGUAACCCCAGAAAGAAACUUAGGCUCACAAAAGAGCAAGCCGCAGUCUUGGAGGAAAAUUUCAGAGAGCAUUCUACUCUUAAUCCGAAGCAAAAGCAAGAAUUGGCAAUGAAGCUGAAUCUGCGAGCAAGACAAGUAGAGGUGUGGUUUCAGAAUAGGAGAGCCAGGACAAAGCUAAAGCAAACCGAGUCAGAUUGUGAACUAUUGAAGAAAUGUUGCGAUACUCUAACCGAAGAAAAUAAGAAGCUGCAAAAGGAGCUGCAAGAACUAAAGUCAAUACAAGCAACGCCAAUGCCCCUUUAUAUGCAGAUUCCAGCAGCCACACUUUGCAUUUGCCCUUCUUGUGAGAGAAUAUGUGGUGGCAACAACAACAGUGAUGGCGGCAACAAUAAUAAUGGCUCUUCACACACGACAUCGUUGCUCAUUGGCUCAAAGACACAUCAUCAUUCCUUUUACAAAAGUAACAAGUAUCCAUUCCCCCACUCAUCAUCCGCAGCAUGCUAGAUAUAUAGAUAGUUCCGAGGGUUGUGUUUCAAUGAUGUGAUCAUAUGUAGUCAUUAUUAUAUAGUUUGAUAAUUAGCAUGUAAAUAAAGAUAGGUGAUCAGUGAUUAGUACUAGCUCCACAUGCUUUCUUGUAAGGCACGUGAUUAUAUAUGUAUACUUCAUAAACAGAAAGAUCAAUUCAUAGAGCUAGAUUUUUCUAAUUUGUUGUAAUUUAAUUAUAUGUAAUAUACUUAUGGCCUAUGGGUACAUUUAUAUAUGAAUAACAAUGCAGGGUUUAUCAUAUGGUUC
This is a messenger RNA of Glycine soja, 1334 nucleotides long. RefSeq names its product homeobox-leucine zipper protein HAT9-like. Gene Ontology annotation, biological process: regulation of DNA-templated transcription. NCBI's taxonomy places the organism in Eukaryota, Viridiplantae, Streptophyta, Magnoliopsida, Fabales, Fabaceae. The record is from RefSeq and is a predicted model, not a curated record. The transcript is spliced from 3 exons. Gene Ontology annotation, molecular function: sequence-specific DNA binding; DNA-binding transcription factor activity, RNA polymerase II-specific. The coding region runs from base 129 to 1046 and encodes 305 amino acids.